Molecule: messenger RNA, 1293 nt
Organism: Alternaria alternata
Lineage: Eukaryota; Fungi; Ascomycota; Dothideomycetes; Pleosporales; Pleosporaceae
Product: acid protease
Exons: 2
Biological process (GO): proteolysis
Molecular function (GO): aspartic-type endopeptidase activity
Source: RefSeq, a predicted model, not a curated record
GGCAACGAUGGAAGCUGGUCGACUUUCCAAGUUCGUGUUGGAACGCCCCCACAGACGUUCGAGGUGUUACCUGCGACCCAAGCGCAAAACGUUUGGCUUCCAAUUUCCGAUGAGUGCACAAGAUUGCAGGGCGGAUCCGAUUCAUGUGGUGACUCUCGCGGUGCGACUCCAUUCCAACAGAGUCCGAGUCCUGGAUUUGAAACAAACAUGUCAUCGAGCUGGAACGCCAUUGGUUUGUACGAGCUUGGACUAGGUAGAAACCAUGGAAUUACUGGUAAUGGCUUUCACGGCUUCGACCGGGUUGGAUUGGACAACUUUACCAUUCAUCACCUGGCUGUUAUCGCAUAUGCCUCACCUGGUUUCUGGAUCGGUCAAAUGGGUUUGUCGCCGCUACCACUAAACUUUUCCGAGACAAUCAGUUCACCAUCGUUGAUCUCGGCUCUCAAAGAGGAAGGCCACAUACCAAGUCUCACGUACGGAUAUCAGGCUGGAGCGGUGUACCGUGAGACAAAGGUACCGGCGAGUCUGGUUCUCGGAGGCUACGACGUUUCGCGAUCUUCAGAGCCUCUCACGAUUGACAUCAACACUGACACAUCCAGAGCUCUCACAGUUGGGCUUCAGGAUAUUGUCGUAACCAACACCUUGGAAGGAACCCUCUCAAUGAUCGAAAAUGAGCGGAUACUGGCUCCCAUCGAUUCUUCAAUCCCAGAGAUCUGGCUCCCCAAGUCGGUCUGCGAUCGUUUUGAGUCCGCUUUCGGCUUAGAAUACCACGAUCGGACUGGGAGGUACGUCCUCACAGAUUCUGCUAGAGAUCGCCUUCGUGAACUCGAUCCCACUUUGACAUUCACCAUUGGUACCAACGCAGUCACGGGCGGCAACACUACAAUUGUCCAAAUUCCAUAUGCUGCUUUCGAUUUGCAGGCAGGAUACCCCAUUUUCGCAAAUGCAACGAACUAUUUCCCCAUCCGCAGAGCAGAUAACGAGAGCCAGUACGCGAUCGGCAGAGCAUUCUUGCAAGAGGCGUACAUCGGCGUCGAUUUCGAAUCUGGUAUCUUCAACGUCAGCGCCGCCAAGUGGGACAACCUGGAGCCAAACAUCAUAACGAUCUCGAAAAAAGAUCGCGAUGUAGAAGCCGCCCGAGAAGGCUUGUCAGGUGGUGCGAUCGCCGGUAUUGUCAUUGGCUGCGUAACAGCAAUGCUGCUGUGUAUCUUAUGCACAUGGUUUUUCGUGCUGAAACCUAGGAGAAGGCGGAGGCAGAACAUGACGCUGGAUGAAGUAGAUGAGAAGGUAGCA